This is a messenger RNA of Drosophila teissieri, 2016 nucleotides long. RefSeq names its product transcription factor Ouib (gene nom). Lineage: Eukaryota; Metazoa; Arthropoda; Insecta; Diptera; Drosophilidae. The record is from RefSeq and is a predicted model, not a curated record. Gene Ontology annotation, molecular function: zinc ion binding. The coding region runs from base 52 to 1173 and encodes 373 amino acids. The transcript has 4 exons. Gene Ontology annotation, cellular component: nucleus.
UUAGCCCACAACCAACUCUUUUAUUUUAUUUGUUUAAACCAAAAACGUGAAAUGUUAAUAAAUGUGUGCCGACUUUGCGGCAGGAGCCGGCUGUGCCCCAAAGCCGUGGUGCUUUUCAAGCCCGGCAGACAGGAUGUUUUACGUCGCAUCCAACUAAUAACCGGAAUUCGCCUUCAGCAGAUUCCCAAUGCUCCGGAUAUGGUGUGCUUCUGCUGCCAGACCGAUCUCCAUUCGGCCAUGAUUUUCCGGAGGCAGUGCAUCCUGCAGCAGAAGAAAUGGGUGCCCUUACAGCAAGGGGAUGAAGUGGGGGCCAACGAGGCGGAGAAGGUAGAACCCAAUGAUCCCUCACCUAAGAAGAAAACGAACCAGUGGCGGAGGGGGCGAGCCAGGGUGCCACUGGAAAAAGUGGAUAUUGUCGUAAAAAACGAGAAUAAAGCUUCACCGGAUGCACCAGUUGGUGAUGACGAAUUUGAUCAGCCAGUGGAGAUCUCCAAUGAGCCGGAGGCCACGGAUAGCGAUGUUAAGCUGGAGGAAGUCGAUCUUCCAGAUGAGGAUGGCUUGGAGUCGGAUCACGAUUUGCCCGAUGUUCAAAUCCACAAGUGCGCCACCUGUGGAGUUAUUAAAAACAAUAAGUCAUCUCUGGACAGGCACCAGUUUGAACACUCCGGACUAAGGCCCUUUCCCUGCCAGGAGUGCCCAAAGACCUUUUUGGCAGCGAGUGAGCUGCAGGCCCACAAUCUCACCCACCACACCGUGGAGCCCCCGUUUGCCUGUCGCUACUGCGAUCGUCGCUACUUCUCCGUGGUGGGCAGGAAGAAGCACGAGCGUGUCCACACCAACGAGCGGCCCUUUGUGUGCGAGCAGUGCGGCAAGGCGUUCACCAGGACCUGCAUCCUGAAGGCCCACAUGGCGUCCCACCAAGUUGAGAGGAAGUAUAGUUGCGAUGUCUGCGAUCGUUGGUUCAGCCUGAAGAAACACUUGGCCACCCACUAUGUCUCCAAUACCCACAAGCGGAAUGCUGAAGCCAUCACAUCGUCGUCGGAAUACAUGUCCAUGCUCAGUUAUGAAUCCGAUGAAACCUGGUCCCAAGCCACCUCACUGACCCCACUGACCAGUUCCAUUGACGAAGAUCUGGUGCAGGUGCAGUUCGACAUUUUGUGCCAGGAAGGUUAAUUCAGCUACAGCUACCAUAUGAUUUAUCAAAAUACCAAAAACAAGAAACAAAUUUAGGUAAGAGCUAAUCCACAAAGACUUAACAGCACAUAAACCUCAAAAGACAAUAUCAAGUUUGGGUCUAAAAAUAUUGAUCAAAUUUGGAAAUUCCUUAAAACCCUGCAACAGUAAGACAGCUUCGGAAAAUAUAUAGCUUUUUAUAGUUCGUAGUUUUUCAAAUCACCUCUCAACGGCCAUGUUAUUUGCGACUUUUUGCUAUUUUUUGCAUAAUUUACAUGUGCAUUGCAAUUGGUCGAUUGCUUCCUUGAUAUCACAAAAGUGCCUAUAUUGUCUUAUAGAGACGUAAAUAUAUAUACGCACAUACUUAUUGGGCUGGAAAGGUAUUUUUACUAGAAAAUCUCAAAAAAUAAUAUGCAAUUAUAAAAGGUAAUCUCAAAAAUUAUAUUGAAGUUUUUAAACUUUAAAAAUCGUCUUCCAAAAAUCGUAACUAACGAAUUAUUGAUAAACACUAAAUCGGUAGUUAUCUAAGAUAUAUUCAAACAUCAGGUGUUAACCCAAAAGGUACAAAAACGAACAAACAUUUUAAAAUGAAAAUAUUUUCUGAAUACAUAGCGACACAUUUUUACGUGGGCUAUGCGGAUUUACCAAAACAUAAAUAUAGUGUUAUUUGCUUUGUUUUUAAAAGUUGAACCUGCACAUCCUUAUCUUGCAGAUGUUACUUAUUUGAAGUGUAAUACCCACAAGUUCACUUUAUUGAUUUCAUUAACAUUAUUUACACCUAUUAUUAAGUUUUAACUUUGUAGGCAGUUUCUGUUUUAUCAGACUGCUCCAGUUGUUAACAGA